Messenger RNA from Chiloscyllium plagiosum (whitespotted bambooshark), 1032 nucleotides. NCBI's taxonomy places the organism in Eukaryota, Metazoa, Chordata, Chondrichthyes, Orectolobiformes, Hemiscylliidae. The record is from RefSeq and is a predicted model, not a curated record.
CUGACUGUGAUGUAAAAUCUUAUAUAAAGGAAAAAUUGCUCUGUUUGUUCAGAGAGAUCUCUUGACACAGCUUCGCAAGCAUUGCUAAGAGUGUUAAGUGACACUCCAAACCUUGAAUUUGCUUAAUGAAUUUUGGCUGUUCACAGAAGUUGGCGUAUUGCAGUUGCAUCAAGUGUCUAAGAAUCUCAAGAAAAAGAACCUAACAUUUAUUGGCAGUAGUGGGAUUCCAACAGCUUCUAGAUGGACUAAGUGAUUACCUGCAUGACAGUAACAUGAGACAGAUGGGCCCACUUGAGUUUCUCCAUUCACAGGUAAAGCACGCCCUCGGACCACUGCCCACCUCUCCACAACCUGGUCCAAUGGAUUCAAUCAGCUCCCUUGUCAUGAGCAUGAAAAGUGAAGAAGCUAACUAUGGUGAAGAGGUAAAGGUCCAUACGCUUUUUGUCAGUGGCCGCCCUAUGGAUAUUAAGCUACGUGAGCUUUACUUUCUCUUUCGAUCAUUUAAGGGAUAUGAAGGUUCACUGAUCAAGCUAACACCAAAGCAGCCAGUUGGCUUUGUUAUAUGUAACAGCAGAGCUGGAGCAGAGGCAGCAAAGAAUGCUACGUUCACCUGCAGCACUACAUGCUCAGGUGCGCUGGUAUUCUCCAUCUGAAACAUCUCCGCAAGAAUUGACGUGUCGUCAGUUUUGUUAAGUAUUUAAUUGUCCUCAUCCAAGAAUUCAGAUUUCUCCAUGGAAUGGUGUGCAAGUACAGACUGGAUUUUGUUUUCAGGUUGGAGUUUAAUGAAGGAGAUUUUGGAUAACUGGCUCGUUUUCACUCAACUUAGAGGGGGUGGACUGGUCACUAAGGACUGUGGAUUUAAGAACUUUACUGGUGAACUCUUUUAUUUCCACCUGGGAGGAUCCUAUCUACUGCAUGGACUAGUAAUUCUUGAUGUUAUAAUAAUUGUAUGUUGUGUGUCAAUACUGGCUGUCAGAUUCUUAUGAAUAAACUGGUAGUGCCUUUUAAUUGGUUAUCAUGGAAUGAUAAAAG